Messenger RNA from Alosa alosa (allis shad), 2276 nucleotides. RefSeq lists its product as uncharacterized. Gene Ontology annotation, molecular function: RNA polymerase II cis-regulatory region sequence-specific DNA binding; DNA-binding transcription factor activity. The transcript has 3 exons. Lineage: Eukaryota; Metazoa; Chordata; Actinopteri; Clupeiformes; Clupeidae. Gene Ontology annotation, biological process: regulation of transcription by RNA polymerase II. The record is from RefSeq and is a predicted model, not a curated record. Bases 500 to 1960 code for a protein of 486 amino acids.
UACGGUGCCACUGUAAACUUUCCCUAGAAAACGCUGAAGGUGUUUGUGAUGGUACAUUUUCCUGUUAUCGUUUUAUGUUAAUACGGAUUCUGCCAUAAAACUUGAAUAUUGCCAACAUUUUUUUAAGGAAAAGGUUGUAUCGCUUACAGCGAUGGGCCGCUAUGAUAUCUGGUGUAACCGCAGGUAGACAACGUUAGUUAACGUUAAACAGCACGAUAGCUAGAAGCUAAUGUUUUAGCUACUGGUUAACGUUAAGCGCUAAAUUGGUACACCUAACGUUAAUUGCCAACGAGGAAACUUAACAAACGCUGGUCGUAACGAGCAGUUGUGAAAACUAACUUCAUUACGUUUCGCACAAAUAUAACAUCAGUGUUAGAACCUCCUUUGUCUUGUGAGCUGGCUAGCUAGGCAACGUUCACUAUAGCCAUUGACCAGCCUCAUAUCUACGUGGCUUUCAAGCAGAUGCAAGCGUUGGUCUCUUAAAAAACGAUUUGCAAAUAUGUCGGCGAAUGAAAGUACCAGCUCUUCUCUUGUCGCAGAGCUAUCCUUCUCUUUUCAGGACGAAUUGACCGCAACCAUUCAAAAUGCGCUUGGGGUGGCUGUGGAGAUAGCUGUUGUAGAGAUCACCAAACUGGUCACUCAAGUGCUGAGAGGCGUGAGAGACCAAAUGCACGAAACGUUAAGUGAUAAUAAAUCUCUGAAAUUUAGAUUACAGGCCGCAGAACUUGAACUUAGUGCAGUGCGAGAUCGUAUGGAAGAACAACGCCACACGAGUUAUGUGAAGAAAGAUGCAGCUUGUAACAUCGACAUUCAGCAGGUUCAUGACCAGCUAACCUCCUUAAGCACAGGUCUGGUGCAAACAGCCGUAAACAUCAGAACACAGGACUGUGAGAUCAAUGGUGAAGCGCAUUCUAAUCAUCGUGUCACCGACUCCGCUGAUGUGAAGGAAAUAUUUAACAUUUUGGAUGAGCCACCCGAUACUGAAACCUUUUGUGAGAUCCGCGAGGAUGGACGUGUGUGUACCCAAGACAUUAAACAGGAUGUGACCGAGGAGCCUCAGCUACAAUCUCAGGAAGGGCCUGUGACCAAGGAGGAGCAGUUGGGAUUGCGGUCCUGUAACCAGAAAGAGACUUCACAUUUCAGUGAAGAGAGUUCAGCCAGAGCUCAGAGUGCCCCACAGGCCUUGCCUGAUGAUCAGUCCAAACUAUCUGGGACUGCAGUCAAAGUCGAGGUAACAGCCCAGAACUGCAGCUCGGGCAGUGUCUCCUAUGGCACAGAGGGAGAUGAUGGGGACUUUGGAGCAGACAGUCUGUCUCUUGCCCAGUCCCAGCUCCUGGAAGACUGGAGGCCUGAACCCUUGCAGCUCCAGGGCUGUGAUGCAGACACUUUCACUCCAUCCACGAGCCAUUCUCUUGCCGACUCCCCGAUCUUCUCUGCAGACAUCCCUGACCUGGCGCUACUGGCUCAAGCUGGCACAGGGCACCCUGUGCCUUUCUCCAAACCCUACUCGCACAGGAACCCUGUGGCACCCCCGACGUCCAGCUCAGCUCAGAACCAACCGUACCCACCCCAUUCGCGAGGCCAGCAGCAUGUGUGCAAGGUCUGUGGCCAAAACUUCCGUUUGUCCGAAGAGCUGCGCCGGCACCGCAAGAACCACAUCCGGAGCCCCAAGAAGAGCCUGUUCCCGCCAGGCCGCAGCCCCUACCACUGCUCCCUGUGCGGCCGCGACUUCAACCGCAUGGAGCACCUGAAGAUCCACCAGCGUAUCCAUACGGGCGAGAGGCCCUAUGCCUGCAGUGUCUGCAACGCUCGCUUCCGCCACUCCUGGGCCCUGACACGACACUUCCGUAUCCACACCGGCGAGAAGCCGUAUGCCUGUGGCAUCUGCGGUAAGACCUUUCGGAACUGCGGGGGCUUGCGCUUCCACCAGAGAUCUCAUGGAGUCGGGGCCGUGGGCUGAGUGUCUUGAUGGCAGGCUGUUACGCAAAAGACUUGGAGCAGUCAUGGGAUUUGAAGCUUGGUUAUGCUUGGACUUGGAAAGUGAAUACUCUUCUUCUGGCUGGUCUUGAUUAGGUCAGAAGAGGCAUUUUGCUUAUAAUUGCUUCUCUGCAUUAUUACACACAUGAUGCUGUUGUUGUGCUAUCCACACCCGACAGCUGGGGCUGUUACACACGAAGACUGACUUUUUGAAUUUGUAUUUUGUACAGCUUGAAAUAUUUGAGAAUAUGUUGCAUAAAUGAUGGCCCAAUAAAGGAAAGUCCUAGUCACAGCGGAAA